CUUUGAUCUCCCUAUAUCCUCCCCAAAUCGCGAAGAUGGGAGACAACGGAGAAUUGUCUGCAUCAAUCAAGUGGCCGAAGAUCAAAUCCAAACCCAAUCUCAGUGUCUCUUAUCUCAAGAAUCUUGAUCUCUUCACGGUGGAGAACUGUCUCACUAGUGAUGAAUCAAAGGGCUUUGUUAAAAUCGCAGAGUCUCUAGGUUUCACUCACCAAGGAAGCCGUGGCCCUGCUUAUGGUGAAGCUUUUAGAGAUAACCAUCGAAUCUCUGUGAACGAUCCUGUCCUUGCUGAUACAUUAUGGCAGUCCGGGCUUUCUAAUUUGUUUACUGAUAUCAAGAUUAGGAGGAAAGUCGCUGUUGGCUUGAAUCCAAACAUUCGAUUUUACAGGUAUAGUGCUGGUCAGCAUUUUGGCCGUCACAUUGAUGAAAGUGUUGAUCUUGAAGAUGGGAAGCGGACCUAUUACACAUUAUUGAUAUAUCUAAGCGGCAACAACAACGCAAAAUCAAAAUCCAAGAGCAGUUCUUCAAGCAAGACAAAUGAUUCUUCUUCAGCUGAGCCUUUAGUUGGUGGAGAAACUGUCUUUUAUGGUUCAAGAAACAGUAUUGUAGCUGAGGUAGCUCCAGUGGAAGGUAUGGCUCUCUUUCACAUCCAUGGAGACAAGUGUAUGUUACAUGAAGGAAGAAAUGUCUCCAAGGGAGUCAAGUAUGUGUUCCGUUCUGAUGUUGUUUUUGCAUAAAUAAACAUUAUUCAAAUUCUAUGUGUUCUGUGUUUAACAAAUCGGUUACUUUUAUUCAACAUUUGGGAUAUAACUUUUAAGUUCACUGAAGCAGAACAAGCUAACAUGUCAAGCAAAUGCUGCAACUCAUAGUAAUUCUAUAGGAUUUAUUAUGAUAUGUGAAAUACAAAUGAAAUCAAAUUUAAAAAUAAGAAAACUCUCAGUUGCAUAUCUUUUCCGUAGACUUUUGCUUUUUAAUUGACGAUGCGAGGAUUGACUCUCACUUCUCCCGUCUCCUUGACACCAAAGUUCCCAAGUUUCACCAUGGAAAUUGCAAACUCUCUGAAGAAGGCCUUCUGGUCUCGAGCAUAUGUUUCAACGAUCCACUUAGUCCGGUUAUCUCCUAGAAGCGCCUGAUCAGACCCAAACACACCUUUUCCAGAUAGAAUCUGCUUGUAGUAGUCAUUAUCAAAAACCGCGG
Messenger RNA from Eruca vesicaria subsp. sativa (arugula), 1194 nucleotides. NCBI's taxonomy places the organism in Eukaryota, Viridiplantae, Streptophyta, Magnoliopsida, Brassicales, Brassicaceae. The record is from the annotation of a GenBank genome assembly.